This is a messenger RNA of Rhagoletis pomonella (apple maggot), 3465 nucleotides long. RefSeq names its product pyrokinin-1 receptor (gene PK1-R). NCBI's taxonomy places the organism in Eukaryota, Metazoa, Arthropoda, Insecta, Diptera, Tephritidae. Bases 848 to 2446 code for a protein of 532 amino acids. The record is from RefSeq and is a predicted model, not a curated record. Gene Ontology annotation, cellular component: plasma membrane. Gene Ontology annotation, biological process: neuropeptide signaling pathway. The transcript is spliced from 5 exons. Gene Ontology annotation, molecular function: neuropeptide receptor activity.
AUGUAUGUAUGUAUUGUAACGCCAAUGGUAGCGCUUGCCGCUGUCGCUGUAGUGUUCGUCGUUUUUGUUGUUGGGGUCUAAUUUUGCCAUAAAUACGCGCGCAUGCAACCUCGAAAACUCUUUGUGUUUCUGACAGCUGGAAGAGCUACAACAGCACCGGUAUGCAUGCAGCGGAUGCAGCGCCCAUAACCGAAGUUAACUAGAAACAGAUCCAGGCUAUUUAUGUAUAGCGGCUCACUAAUACUGCCAUUUGUGCGGGACAUUUAAACGCUGCUGGGACUCGAGUUUAAACGGACGCGUUUGUAGGGUUUUCCGGCAAAUAAAGGGGCGCGCGCAACGCGAAAAAAAUUCAUACAUAUUAUUCCUAAUGAAUUGGAAGAUUUGUACAUAAAUGUAUGCAUAUACAAUAUUUAUAUGUGAAGUGUUUUCCUAUUUUCUUGUGCGAAAAUAGUGUAUAGUGUGGCGCACAGCGUUGCGUGUUGACCGUGGAUGCGGCGUGAUUACAGUUGAGACGCGCGCUUUCUUACUUACUUGCUAACUAACGUUUGGACUCAUAUGCCGAUAUUCGCAAUUACCUGGGACAGUUUAGCAUUGUCGUGGUCAUUGGCGUUGUCGUAGUCGCUUGCGUCGAAGUCAAGCGCAUUUUUCAUUUGCAAUUAUUGUGAUUUGCAUAUCGUCGCAUUGAAAUAAUGAAAUUGCAAAGAAAACACACAGUGCGAAUUCACUUGCGGUUGAACUAAAAAUAAAGCGAAGUGUAAACAAAUAAACGGUGAAAAUCUUAAUAUUGCAUUAGAAAAAGUGUGAAAAACGAAGAAUCAACAUCGAAUAUUAAGCGUAUACGCAGGAAAUGACCGAUACCAACAAAGCACUUGCAUCGUUUGCACGUUUAGCUAUGGCCUCGACAGCUACCACCCUAGACCCAAACGCAAGUGCACUAAAAUCAAACGCAGCUUUAUCCAAUGCCAGCAGCGCGCUCCAACCGCUAAUCAACAACAGUACCUCCAAUUCAUUUGACGAUCCAUUCGCCGCCUACAACUACAACUAUGACAAUGCACAAAAUGGUUCGUUUCAUCACUUUUACGACCUGGGUCCUACGAGGGAUUCACUCAACAUCGUAAUACCGGUGACGAUCAUUUACAGUUUGAUAUUUGUAAGCGGUGUUAUUGGAAAUAUCAGCACCUGCAUUGUUAUCAAGAAAAAUCGCUCCAUGCACACAGCCACCAACUAUUAUCUCUUCAGUUUGGCCAUCUCUGAUUUUUUGCUACUGCUCUCCGGAGUUCCACAAGAGAUGUACUUCAUCUGGUCGAAAUAUCCGUAUGUUUUUGGCGAAUACUUUUGCAUCGGCCGCGGCGUAUUGGCUGAGACCUCAGCAAAUGCAACUGUGCUCACCAUAACCGCCUUCACGGUGGAGCGGUAUAUGGCCAUCUGCCAUCCAUUUCUCGGGCAGGCUAUGUCAAAAUUGAGUCGUGCCAUCCGCAUCAUUGUGCUCAUAUGGCUAGUUUCGGUGCUGACGGCCAUACCGCAGGCGGCCCAAUUCGGCAUUAUCAUGCUGAAUGGCAUCGAGAAAUGCGCUGUGGUGCGAAAUAUCAUUCAACACUCAUUUCAGCUGUCCACUUUCAUUUUCUUCUUUGCUCCAAUGUCCAUCAUUUUGGUAUUAUAUUUGCUGAUUGGCCUGCGAUUGCAUCGCUCAAACUUAAUGGGUGCCACGGGUGGUGAGGUCGAUGGGGGCGGCUUUGGUUACAUUAGUACGGGCGGGAAAGCGGUAAACGGUAGGGGAAGUAGCGGCAGCGGCAGGGGCAGCGGCAGUGGACGGCUUCCCUUUGGUAGCAGUAGCUUCGCCCGAACGAGCGGAACACGCAAAGGCAACGGCCGCAUGAGCAUGCAGAGCACACAGAGCGAUACGAUGCUCUAUCGUUACACGGGCGGGAGUCAGUUGAGCGCUGUGCGUGGGCGGAUGAAUCAUUAUGGAACGCGUCGCGUGAUCAAGAUGUUAGUGGCCGUUGUCAUAUGCUUCUUCUUGUGUUGGGCACCGUUUCAUGCACAAAGGCUCAUCGCCGUUUACGGCACGGCUGUAAUGGGUGGCAGCAGUGAGAGUGGAGCUGGUGGCGCGGGUUCUGCCGACGAUAAGAAUCAUCAUGUGGUGAUAUACACCGUUAUGACAUAUGUCUCUGGUGUACUUUAUUACUUGUCGACAUGCAUCAACCCGCUAUUGUACAACCUGAUGAGCAACAAGUUUCGGCAGGCUUUCAAGUCGAUAUUGUUUCGAAAGAAAUCCACUGGUUCUCUCAAUUAUCGACGAGCUCAACAAUCGCAAAAUUUACGUCGAAAUCCUACGCUCACUUCGAGUACGCAGCGGGAAUCCAGCGAUUCGGAGACACAAUUGAAACACUCGGUGUUACAGGCUGUAUUGGAUGAGCGCAAAUCAAAAAACCAAGUUUUGCCAUAGAACGAGUAGUACAAAGAUGGGUCUGGACUAGGAAAGGCUAUUGACUUUGGACGCUCACGAGCAAACACGUGUGGAUGACAACUUUCAAAGAAAAACGUAUAGGAAAUCUAAUGUUUCUAUACAAGCGAGUUACUUAAAACUGAAUACUUAUUUAAUUAUUGAACUCAACAAACUAAUAGAUUAAGUACAUAUAUUCGUAUGGAUGUAUGAAAAAAAAUUAUUGUAAACAACUGAAUAUAUAAAACCGUAGUAUGUAAUUUAAUUCAUAUUUGCAGUAAAAUAUUUAUUUACGUUCAUUUGUAUGCAAUUAAGUUUGUGCAUAUGUACAUAUGUAUGUAUGUAUGUUGAGAUAUUAUACACCUCAGCGCUAAACCAAUGAUGAAACAUUGUAAAAUAACACUAAUAAAGAGGGUGAAAAUAAGAAAAAAAAUUUUAAUGUCAAAAAAAUAGAAAGCAUUCGCACGCUUAAGUAGCAAAAGAAGUUCUAAAAAAAUAAAAAGUCAUACAUUUGGUAGCAAAUUAAUCUCUAUAGGCCUCAAAAGGAAAUUGUUAACUUAAGUGUUUUUCGAUUCGUACAAUAAACCAGUUUAUAUAGUAUAGCAAUAAUUGCUACUUAGUCAUUAAAGGCGCUACUUAACCUAUAUGGAAAAUAUAAAAUUGAAAUUAUUAAAUUACUUACUACUUACAUAUAUAUUUUAAUCGAUUAUGUGUAGUGGAGUUCAAUGGGGUUACCAACUAAGCUGCUAAUUGCAAAAAAAAAAAAAACGUGAUCGUAGGAAAAUUAUAAAUAAACACCAAUUAUUUAACCCAUUGAGAGUUUGGUAACCAAAUGUUGCAAUAAGUUUUAAGCAGGGUAUAAUAUGUACGGGACACGAAAUAUACUCCUAAACUUCUCUAUACUAAUUGUGUAAAGAGAAGUUCCUUUUUUUGUAAGAGGUAAUCGCACAAACGGCAUGCCCCAUUUUCAUGAAAUUUUUAUAUAAAUAGCUUUCAGCAACCACCUUGGCAUUGUAAAUAGG